Messenger RNA from Varanus komodoensis (Komodo dragon), 3591 nucleotides. RefSeq names its product BLOC-1 related complex subunit 5 (gene BORCS5). The record is from RefSeq and is a predicted model, not a curated record. Gene Ontology annotation, biological process: positive regulation of anterograde synaptic vesicle transport; lysosome localization; organelle transport along microtubule. The transcript has 4 exons. Gene Ontology annotation, cellular component: BORC complex; cytoplasmic side of lysosomal membrane; synaptic vesicle membrane. The coding region runs from base 86 to 676 and encodes 196 amino acids. NCBI's taxonomy places the organism in Eukaryota, Metazoa, Chordata, Lepidosauria, Squamata, Varanidae.
AGGGCUACGGGGGGGGGGGGGGCGUGCCUGUGCGGGCGAUUCCGACCAGCUGAUACUCCUUCCUGGGAAGACCUGUGAUCUCGCUAUGGGAGCUGAGCAGAGUACCGAUGCCGAAAGCCGACCUCAAGAUCCGAGCACAUCAGCAUCCCCUUCACCAGCCAAACAUCGAGCUAAAAUGGAUGAUAUUGUUGUGGUGGCACAAGGGACUCAAUCAUCACGAAAUGUCAGUAAUGAUCCAGAUGUCAUCAAGUUGCAGGAAAUUCCAACUUUUCAACCACUUCUGAAAGGUCUUCUUAGUGGGCAAACAUCUCCUACUAACAUUAAGCUGGAGAAGCUGGACUCUCAGCAAGUUCUGCAGCUGUGCCUCCGGUACCAAGACCACCUUCACCAGUGUGCAGAAGCAGUUGCCUUUGACCAGAAUGCUUUAGUCAAACGGAUCAAAGAGAUGGAUCUUUCGGUAGAAACACUUUACAGCUUAAUGCAGGAGCGCCAAAAAAGAUAUGCCAAGUAUGCUGAACAGAUCCAGAAGGUCAAUGAGAUGUCCACCAUCCUCCGACGCAUCCAGAUGGGGAUCGACUUAACUAUUCCUCUGAUGGAGAGGCUGAAUAGCCUGCUGCCAGAGAGUGAGAGACUGGAGCCUUUUAGUAUGAAACCUGACAGAGAGCUCAAGCUGUAGUUUUCCAUUGCAACCUCCACACAUAUUUUCAUGGACUCUACUUGAUAAGGAACAUGCUUGAAACAUAUGCUAGCCAGAAGGAGUAGAAGAGAGUGGUGUGAACUUGGUUUGCAGCAGCUUGGAUUAAAGCAUUCCUUAGGAAUAUAUUUUUAAAACCUUUUCUGCUUCCAUCUUCUUACCACCACUGUCCGUACCUAUCAAAAUGUUGCUUUAACAAGGUUCACACUUCUGUCUUCACAACAGUACAUCACUGCAUUGGUUUCAAAUGUUUUGCCUUCAGGAAAACUUCCCACAUACGUUUGUUUGCUGAGGUGCCUUCCUCAGACUCCUUGAAGUUUUAGAGGAUUCUGGUGCACAUUCUCAGCAGUUUUCAAAUUGUGUUUAUGAAUCCUGGGUUCCUCUAUGAGAAGAACAGUGACAGCGGACAAACUGCUCACAAGACCUUCACCAUUCCCCUGCAAAGCCGAGCUGCUGUGAAUUGUUAGUUAGCAUCUCUGCUUGGACCCAAAUGACUACAAAGGCAAACAAGUCUUUUUUUUUGGUACCCAACUGACCAAGGGUGACACUGGGAUUCUGCAGGUGAUUUGUAAGUUCCUUAAUAGACAAAUGCAUUAAGAUUAACUGAGCACAGAAGUGCAGAAUAUGGGCUAAACCUCAGCAUUGCCCUCCUUUGUAAAUGGAGAACACACUCAACUUUCUCUGGCCAUUCAUUGUUCCAAGGGAAGAUUGGUAGUAAUGGACAAGCUUCCUGUCUGAGGAUCUUGUCAAAUGUUAUUGAUCACCUCAUUAAAGAAAUCCAGCUGUGUUUCUGAGAGCCCAUUAGAACAGUUCUUUAUAAGACUAUUGUUUCACUGCUCUCUUAAUAUCAAGGGGCUUUUUUUUUAAUUCAGUGAGGUUGUGUCUACAUAGAACUUUGGAUUGGACUGACUUAGAAGUGGAAACUUUUAGGAGAGAAAAUCAGUGUUCUGUUCAUGUAGAUCCUGCAGUUUUCUUAGUGUCAGCUACUUAUUUUAAUAUUUCCUAGUUUUGGAACUGUGCAUACAGUGAGUGUGUGAAGCUAGAGGGUGGCUUAUUAAACCCACCUAGCAUAAUGCAAUGUGGUAUUUGCGGCAAGAGUUUCCUUUUUAAGGUCUAGUUGAUAUAUCCCUUCGUAAGGUUUCUAUGUGUGUUUUUAAACUGGGCUUUUACUUUCUAGGGCUGUUAAAUGAGUAACUGCUUGAGCUUGAGCCAUAUAACGUCAGAGUUGAGCAGUCUCCAGAACUAGGGAAGUGAUAAAUUAGAUUGGCAUUUCUCUAUUCUUCUUGUUGCCUCUUUCCUCAGAGACUUUGUGAAUUAAACAAUUGUCCUCUCUCUCUUCGUUUUGAUUUACUUUGCCAAACAACUCCUACCAGGAUGGAGGACGCAAUUCCCUUUUUUCUCUGGAAUACACGUCAUGUCCAAAGGCUAGAAAAACUGCCAAGCCAGGAAAAGAUGGGAUCUGUGCUUUAUUCCUAAAGUAUAUGGAGUUGUGCCACCAAAAGCAUUCCCAGUUCUUUGUAAGUAAGUAUUAUGCACCUGCAAAGACAGCCGCUUUAUGUUCAGGUGCAAAGCCUGCUAGCUUAUCUUAAUCUGUAUCUUCAUGACCUUAUUGCUACUGUGCAGGGAUGGUACUGCUGGAACCUGUCAUAAAUAUUGUAGAUACCUCAGUUUUUAAGAUCUUUAUUUUAUAUCCCAUCAGUGAUAAAGGAUCCACUUCUGUCCAAGAGUGUGCAAAAAUACUCAAAGCACAUGGGUGGAGCCAGUUGCUACACUUGAUAAUACCAGGAAGGAAAAACCCAUGGUUUCAGCCCCAGCACAGGGUAAACUGUACCCACACCCCUGUGGUGUGGGAACUUGCUGCAGAGAAGCAGUUCUUGAGUGUAGGCUAGGAAUAGGGAAAAUAUGGUUCUCCAGAUGUUGUUGGACCUCAUCCUCUACCCUCCAUCACCAUUGACUAUGUUGGCUAGGGCUGGUAGGAUUUGCAACAUCUGGAGAACCACUUUUCCUCAUCCUUGACCCAGGUUAAACCUUGCAGUUUGAAGGUCUUUAUUUCAAGAGCUCAGACUUGUUCAGUAUGAGGGGAAGACCUCUGCCUCUUUUCAGGAGAAGUAAUAACUAGAUCAUAAUCAAAGGAAUGAUUUUAUUAAAUAGCUGCAUAACUGAAAGAUAUAACAAGCACAGAUGUACCUAAUUAGACUCUUCUCUCCAAGUGCCAAAAGUUCUCCUAAAAAGGGCAGGUAGGUGGAUUGAGUGUCUCCGUCCAAAUGGUGGAUACAUCCUCUGUGCGAGAGAGAGACAGACAGAGACAGAGAAGGCAGUGACUUAUAUGCUGCUCCAUGAGCAUGUUUGGUUGCAAGCUGGUCCACUGCCUUGAGCUGUGGUUUUUAAAAUGCAUUGUGUGUGGAACUUGGAGGGAGUUCCUGGACAAAACUCUGAUACACUUAACUAGUUUGGUUAUUCCUUCAGUGUGAAAUUUGGUGGAUCUUGUCUGUAAUCUCCAUUUUCAUAGGAUUGUUUGAAGUCCAGUAGCCACAUCCAAUGUUUUAUGGGAAUCUGAUGCACUCUAGAACAUGCGCUAGAUUUUCUGGGGUUCCACAGGAGUGGUCAGUGUUGUAAGUGGUCCCCAGAAGUACAAGUUUAUGAGCUAAAUAUAUGUUAUAUACUUGGCUGUGGAAAACUGGAAGGGGAAGGGGGAAUUUGUACUUGUUGAGCAGUUUAUUGAAGUUUUAUGAAAGGUAUGUUGGGUUUAUAUUUUUCUUUGUUGAAAAGCAGUUUUUACCAAUGUGAAGAGUCCUGCAAUUCAAUUAUAUUAUGCUGUGUGCUAAACCAUGUAUAAGUUUUACUUGAAAUAUUUAUUGUUUUGAUUGUUUUGUUAAUAAAGGAUAUAUGACAUGCCA